CAUGUGGUUUUCAGGCCGUACUCUUACAGCUCAAGCAGCUUUUGUACUUGGUGUCGGAGGGGCUUCACUUCUUGCCGGCUUUGGAGCAGCCUUAACAUCAUCCAAGAGGAAAGACAGCGAAAUGUUUGCGAAAGGGUUAGAAAAUGGUACUACUCUAGCCUUUAGAGCACUUGGACGAGCGACACUCUACUCUGUCGGAGGAUUCACGCUAUUCUGUCUAGGAGUUUGUGGAAUGCUUGGUGUAAGAAAUGUCAAGGAUUUUGGCAAAAAAAUGCAAGAGUUAAUGCCUCCAGUGCCUCGUAAAGAAAAUCCAGGAAAAUCAGACUUUAAAAAUGCUGAAGAACUUAUAGAUUAUAUAAUAAAAGACGGCAAAAAACGGUAG
Messenger RNA from Dimorphilus gyrociliatus, 382 nucleotides. Lineage: Eukaryota; Metazoa; Annelida; Polychaeta; Dinophilidae. The record is from the annotation of a GenBank genome assembly.